AUGCCAGUUUCAACGAGGAUGACGAACCGAGAACAGCAGGAUGACUGGACACCGCCAUGGUCAGAUAAAGGGGCUGGAUUGUAUCCUGUCUUUUGUACCGCCAAUAUCCCUCCAGAGAUACUCGACCGGUUUAUAUAUGAGGCAUACGCAGGAAUGUUAGAUGUACUGGGUGAAAUUGAUGAAGUCGGACCUGGUGCACCUUGCAUCCUCGAAACAACUGACCUGGACUCGAUCACCCACGGCUCCCGCUUGCCUAUGAAGCAAUUCAAGUCUCCCUUCCUUGGCUGGACAGAGGGUCAGGUUCGUGAGUGGAUGGUAAAGCAUGAACACCCUAAUUUCGCCUCGUCUACCUUUACAAUCCUUGACCAAAAUACAAUUGAUAGGGGGAUAUCACGGAUGGGUUACAUAUCUGAGGUAAUGCCUGAUGAUAGAAUGACGAACGCUAGAUUUUCUGAUGAUUUGGCGAACAGAGUUGCUCUAGAGAUGUGUACGUUAGACUGGUAUAACUGCAUGGAGGAAGAUGACGCGUGA
Molecule: messenger RNA, 531 nt
Organism: Nannizzia gypsea CBS 118893
Lineage: Eukaryota; Fungi; Ascomycota; Eurotiomycetes; Onygenales; Arthrodermataceae
Exons: 2
Coding region: 1-531 (176 amino acids)
Source: RefSeq, a predicted model, not a curated record